GCUGUCCUCUGUAAACACACGUAGCUGUUAGCUGAGCAGCUGCUCCCAUGUCUCACCGGAUCCCUGUGCUUGUUUUCGGACGAAACUCUCUUCAUCUCUGACAGCCUGCACUCGGUGUGUCUCUCCACAGAGGUCAGGGAUGCUCCGGCUGUGGUUUAAAGCGGCGUUCAUCCUCUGGCUGGCCCCCGGGUGCCUAGGAACCGCAGCCCGGUUGUACACGGAGGGGGACCCGUUAAUGAUCCUAAGCAGCAGCAGCCUGAAGUCCACAGUCAGUAACUCCUCCUCGGCCUGGCUGGUCCAGUUCUUCUCCUCCUGGUGUGGACACUGUAUCCAGUACUCAAGCACAUGGAAGGCCUUGGCCCGGGACGUCAAAGACUGGCAGCAGGCAAUCAGUGUGGCUGUGCUGGACUGUGCUCAGGAGGAAAACUUUGAUGUUUGUAAAGAGUAUAGCAUCAAGUUCUACCCAACAUUCAAAUACUUUCACGCUCACAGCUCAGAGACGGAUAGAGGGACAAUCUACAGAGGUGCAGACAGAGAGAUCCAGUCAGUGAGACAGCUGAUGGUGAACAUCCUGCAGAAUCACACCAAACUGAACUGGCCUGACCGCUGUCCUCCACUGAAACCAUACAGCUCUGUGGAGCUGCUGCCUCUCUUAGGACAAAGGUCGGAUCACUACACUGCCAUCAUUAUUGAGGAACCGGACUCCUAUGUGGGACGAGAGGUGAUCCUGGACCUACUGCAGUUUUCAGGUGUGGAGGUAAAGAGGGCUUUAAGCUCAGAUCUACCCCUGCUGGACGCCCUGAAGAUCUCCACCUUCCCCUCUGUCUACCUGCUGCACCCGAACGGGACACACUCGCAGCUGCCUGUUCAGAAGCAGUUGCGUUUCUUCUUCUCCUCCUUGCUGAGGACAUUACCAGGAGUUCAGCGACAGUUGAACUCAGGCAGCAGUUCCAGUGGUGGCCUGAUAGGGGCGCUGUCUGACAAACAGAGCAGCGAGCCCUGGAGAGACUUUGACAGGUCAAAGGUGUACACAGCUGAUCUGGAAUCAGCCCUCCAUUACCUGCUGAGAGUCGAACUGGCUACCCAUAAUUCUCUGGAGGGGGAGGAGCUUAAGAUCUUCAAGGACUUUGUUGUUUUGGUGGCAAAGCUGUAUCCAGGAGGGGGUUCUGUGGUGAAGCUCAUGGAGACUCUCUCUGAUUGGCUGCUCAGCAUGCCACUGAAGCGAAUUCCUUACCAGGCUGUACUGGACCUGGUGGACAACAAGAUGAGGAUUUCAGGUGUAUUUCUGGGGUCAGAGCUUCGCUGGGUUGGUUGCCAAGGCAGUAGACCAGGUCUGCGAGGUUACCCAUGUUCCCUGUGGACCCUGUUCCAUGUCCUGACUGUACAACAUGACGCCAAACCCACCGCACUGGAUAACACAGGUCUGGAGCAUGAGGCGGCCCCGGUGCUGCAGGUGAUGCGUCAGUACAUCCGUACGUUCUUUGGCUGUGAGCAGUGUGGCCGACACUUUGAGGAGGCAGCAGAAGAGAGCAUGAACAAAGUGACUAACAAAGAGGAGCAGAUCCUGUGGCUGUGGAACCAACACAACAUGGUCAACUACAGGCUGGCUGGCUCUCUGAGUGAUGACCCCCUCUUUCCCAAAGCUCCCUGGCCGAGCCCCUCCCUCUGCUCCUCCUGCCAUGAGGAGAAAAACGGCGUCCACGUCUGGAACCAAGAGAACGUCCUCCUCUUCCUCCGACAGCACUAUGGUGCCUCCAACCUGUCCCCGAAAUACUCUGUGACUCCCCCACAACUCCCUGCACCUCCACAAAAUCCUGAACCUGAUGCUGCAAAACAAGCCAGCUGGCCUCAGGAGAAGCACAGAGGAGAAGCAGAAGGAGAGGAGAAGGAACUUGAGAAGAAAGCUAAAGAGAAACCAGACCCUCCACCUGUUGACAAGGCUGUGGAGGGGGGGGGGAGAGGGAAGGUUCUGGACCUGGGGGUAAAAGUUAGUAGAGAAGAUGGAAAAGGAGGAGCUGUAGGAGGUGUUUGGAUUCUGGGUCUAGGGUUUAACAGCGUGGACAUGAGUCUUUGUGUGGUCCUGUACGUCUGCUCUUGCCUCUUCCUCAUGCUUCUUUUCUUCUUCUUUAAAGUCAGAUCUCGGAGGUGGAAACUCAGAUACUCCCGACUCCAUGUCUGACCAUAACCAGACUGGCUCAACCAGGACCAGACUGUUGUAAGACAGGCCCAAACCAGGGUGAGCCAGCUCUGUAUAGGAGGUCUUGCUCAUUUUAAAGGACCAGUCCAACAGAUAACAAGCAGCCACUUUUGGAUCUUUGACUUUUUGGCUCAAACGUGGAACCUCAUCUGGAUUUUUUCUGUUUAAACUUAAUUUCAAAUGCUUUCUGUCUGGAUUUAUUUAUUUUACAUUUCAAAAUUUUGACUUGAUCAUUUUACCAGGUGUGUCUUUAGAACUGUGUAUUACAUCUGCACUGAACCAGCUGGAGGCUAAGCUGGACUGAACUGGACUGGUUCUGCUGUGUUCACUUUGUGCCAUGUGUUCCAACCUGCUGACAGGUGACUACCCUGUUCUCACAGGCCCCGCCCCCUUAUACACAGUGAUCUGCGUGUGUUUUUUGCAUAUGUGUGUGAGCGUGUUUCUCUUAACUGUGAAUCAAAGAGCCGUCCUGAUGAUGGUUCUCUGCAGAAAGACACUGACUGAUUGACUAAUGUUAUGUAAUAUUGAUCAGUGAAUUUUGUGUUUUGCCGCCCUCUGGUGUUGCAUAUUGACAAAAACUGUAAUUGACUUUUAGAAAAACUGUUUGAAAUAUAAGAGUUCAGAUUUGUGAAAAUGUAUAAACUAUUUUUUUAAACUGACCAAAAACAACUCAAAACAAGUGCAGUAAUUUCCCACUGUAUGGUUAAGAAAAUGUCAAUGUUAGAUGAUAAAGUCUGCACAUUUACAGAAAAAAACUGAAAUCAAAGUCUGUGUUUUGGUGACGCACACUGAAAUCUUUGUUUGAUCAUUUAAGAUAAGAUAAUCAUACUAUAUAUUUGAAAAAAUGUUGCCUGUGAAAAUUCAUUUUGUUGGAUUUCAUUCAGAUCAAAACAAUUUAACUGCUAAGAAGAAGCCAAAACAAGCAGACAUCUAAAUGUUAUGAAGACUGACAUAGAUGAAGGUAAUUGUGUUCGGUGGGUCAGUAUUAUUAUAAUUAUUAAAUCUAUUUUUGAUCAUGAA
Cheilinus undulatus (humphead wrasse) is the source of this 3217-nucleotide messenger RNA. RefSeq names its product quiescin Q6 sulfhydryl oxidase 2 (gene qsox2). The record is from RefSeq and is a predicted model, not a curated record. Gene Ontology annotation, cellular component: Golgi membrane. The coding region runs from base 140 to 2179 and encodes 679 amino acids. Lineage: Eukaryota; Metazoa; Chordata; Actinopteri; Labriformes; Labridae. The transcript has 12 exons. Gene Ontology annotation, molecular function: flavin-dependent sulfhydryl oxidase activity; protein disulfide isomerase activity. Gene Ontology annotation, biological process: protein folding.